Globicephala melas (long-finned pilot whale) is the source of this 876-nucleotide messenger RNA. It is a transcript of the gene EXOSC4, whose product is annotated as exosome component 4. Gene Ontology annotation, cellular component: nucleolus; cytoplasmic exosome (RNase complex); nuclear exosome (RNase complex). The record is from RefSeq and is a predicted model, not a curated record. Lineage: Eukaryota; Metazoa; Chordata; Mammalia; Artiodactyla; Delphinidae. Gene Ontology annotation, biological process: nuclear mRNA surveillance; rRNA catabolic process; U4 snRNA 3'-end processing.
AAACCGUAGGACCCCGGAGGUCGGAAGUGGGGCAUCCGGACCGCCGGGAACUGUAGUUCUCCAGAGAGCGGAAACGGGGGCUAGCGGCCGGGCGGCAUGGCGGGGCUGGAGCUUCUGUCGGACCAGGGCUACCGGGUGGACGGGCGGCGCGCCGGGGAGCUACGUAAGAUCCAGGCGCGGAUGGGUGUAUUCGCGCAGGCCGACGGCUCGGCCUACAUCGAGCAGGGAAACACCAAGGCGUUAGCGGUGGUCUACGGGCCUCACGAGAUCCGGGGCUCCCGGGCACGAGCUCUGCCUGACAGGGCCCUGGUGAACUGUCAGUACAGUUCUGCGACCUUCAGCACAGGUGAGCGCAAGCGGCGGCCACACGGGGACCGUAAAUCCUGCGAGAUGGGCCUGCAGCUGCGUCAAACCUUCGAGGCAGCCGUCCUUACACAGCUUCAUCCACGCUCCCAGAUUGAUAUCUAUGUGCAGGUGCUGCAGGCAGAUGGUGGCACCUACGCGGCUUGUGUGAAUGCAGCCACGCUGGCAGUGUUGGAUGCAGGGAUACCUAUGCGGGACUUUGUGUGUGCCUGCUCAGCUGGCUUUGUGGAUGGGACAGCCCUGGCAGACCUCAGCCACGUGGAGGAAGCAGCUGGCGGCCCCCAGCUGGCCCUGGCCCUGCUCCCGUCCUCAGGCCAGAUUGCACUGCUUGAGAUGGAUGCCAGGCUGCACGAGGACCAGCUGGAGCAGGUGCUAGAGGCUGCUGCCCAGGCCGCCCGAGAUGUACAUACCCUACUGGACCGUGUGGUCCGGCAGCACGUCCAGGAGGCCUCUAUCUUGCUGGGGGACUGAGCACGUGGCCACCCAGGGCCAGAAUAAAACCCACGCACACUG